UCUGGAGCGGUGUUAAAUGGAGAAUUCUGAAGAAGCAGGUGAAGAAGUAGUUAUUAGAAGUAGUUUCGUAGGAGCUCAGUAUUUUCGCUGUCUUUUGUCUGCUUGUGCCUGUGGGACAAUAAUGUUUCGGUUAUUUCUUGAAGAAUGAACCAGAGUCUUAAUUGAGCAAUACAAUUAGUAAAGGGUCUGUUUGUUAGGUUGUAUACAGAUUGAAUCUGGGUCUAAAUAAGUGUAGGCCUAAAACAAGGGAAACGAAACCUGUGGAUCAUGGGAUAUUGUCUCAGAGUAGAUGACUAUCGUCAUAUUGCUGAUGAGUCUGAUUCUGCAGGUUCUCCCUAUAUGAAAAGAGGGUCCUGGUGUAGGCACAUUAAGUUUUUGCAACGGGGAAAGGAGUGGCUUAGUGCCAAAAAGGCUAGUUUCUACAGAAGUGUUAUUAUGGAUGAUAAUGAAGCGAUGCUUGGCUGUUGCAGAUUAAGUUGGAGACAUGUAUUCUGGAGGAUCAGAGCUGAAUUGAAGAGAAUGAUUAAGCCAAGAUCUGCACCAAGAUUAGGGUAUGAUCCCUUAAGCUAUGCCCAGAACUUUGAUGAUGGAGAUUAUACAGAUGCCGCGGAUGCCCGGCGCUAUAGUUUCGUAAUAAGAUGAAAAUCGUUGUAAAAUUUGGCUAUGCAGCAGGCCUUUGUGUGUUUUUAGUGAUAUUUCUCGAUCUAUCUGUCUGGCAGAGCAGCUUUCUGUAAUAUUGCAACUGUACAAUGCCCAUAUUAGAUAAUAAUUUUAUUCAGAAGGGCAAGCUCCGCCCUGCAAAUGUUUAUUA
Cryptomeria japonica (Japanese cedar) is the source of this 811-nucleotide messenger RNA. RefSeq lists its product as uncharacterized. The transcript has a single exon. Lineage: Eukaryota; Viridiplantae; Streptophyta; Pinopsida; Cupressales; Cupressaceae. Bases 268 to 642 code for a protein of 124 amino acids. The record is from RefSeq and is a predicted model, not a curated record.